UCUAUCUUUCCUUCCUUCAAGGAUGAGAAAUGCGCGAAGGAACCCCUAAUUUGCCAAAUUAGCAAUUGAAAGAUUAAUUUGAUUGGGUUUGUUGUUCAUCACUUCAUCUCAAGUCUCCACUCUCCAGCUUAGGGGGUAUAAUUUUUUCUCUUUCACUCUGUAAGAAAUUAGAAGCAGCAAGAAUGUCAAGCCUCCCGGAAGAUCUCUACCCAGACAUCUUUUCAAGGUUACCAGUGAAAUCAUUGCUUUUAUGCAAGUGUGUUUGCAAGAAUUGGUAUGCCCUAAUCUGUACCUCUGAUUUUGUGAAAUUUCACCUUAAUCUUACUACCCAGAAAAACAACCCUAUUUUCAUGCUAAAAGGUCUUGACAGUGAUUUCUUGUACUCCAUUGAUUAUGAUUUAUUAGCAUCAUCAGUGUCUGAAAUUGAAGCUGAUGCUAUUGAAAUGGAUCACCCAUUCAAAUCUUUAAAUUAUGGUGUUGAUUUCUUGUACUCCAUUGUUUGGAUAUGGUUGUCUGAGAAUGAUGAUGAUGAUAGGGAUCAUUUUUGUUUCUGGAACCCAGCCACAAGAGAGUAUAAAGAAAUACCCAGCCACAAGAGAGUAUAUAUGUUGGAAUCAAAUUCAUGGAAAGACGAGCAAACCAUACCUUAUCAGUUUCUUUUAGUGCAAAACUCUGGGGUGCUUGUUAAUGGACACCUCCAUUGGUUAGUGUCAGGUGAAGAUGAUUUUUUACCUUAUUACAAUUUUUUACUAAUCUCUUUGGAUAUCAGUGAUGAUAGUUUCAAGGAAAUGCAAUUACCUAAAGAAUUUUUGGAGGAGAGUACGGGUAUAAUUCUGGGAGAGUUGGAAGGGUGCCUUUGCGCACUUGUCAGUUCAGAUGGUUAUGGUGCUCUGGUUCAUUUUGAAGUAUGGAAGAUGCUGGAUCAUGGAAUUCGAGAAUCUAUGAGUGAGCGUUAUGUCAUUGUCCAUGAUAGUUUUGUGAGUACCCCGUUUUAUUUUAAGCUUGUGUGGUCUUUUAACAAUGGCGAGAUUCUAUUUUUGAGUUGGGAUAAGCUAGUUUUGUAUGAACCAAAUAAAGGUAGUGCCCAACUAAAAACCUGUAGUAGUCCACUGUUGAAAGCCGAGUAUUAUUUUGAAAGCUUAGUUUCUUUGAACUCCGGUUCUUAUGUGGGAGCGGAAAACCACUGAAAAAUCAGAGGAAACCUGAAAAAGAAGCUUCGGAGAAAAAUCGUUGAAAUGGUUAAUUUAGUUCUUGCUAUUGGAUUGAAGAUUGGGAUUAUAAAGUUACAAUGCUGCAUUUCUGAAAUCAUAAGGUGGAAUCACAUGCCGAAAUUCAUCAAAACCUGAGGAAACUCUACCCUAAAAUGCACUUGCUCGGUACAGUGUUCUAUAGAAAGAAUUAAGAUUGCGAAAAGAGAGGGUGCACUAUUGCCGGAAUUAAGUGUGGUUAGUUUCAUGUGGUGAAUGGUUUUCCUAUCAGCUGUAUCUACCAAUACUUUGCAUAUGGACAUACCCUUAUAAGUUAACUCUCAAGAAAUGUCCUUCCUACUGAACAAGAUAUCUUGGACUCUCAAAACUCUAACUGGUCUUCUCCUCCUAUGCAUGCCCAAGGGUUUUGCAUGUGCUGCUAUUUGCAAGGCGCUCCGUCUACGAUGUGGUCGGGCCACAUACAAUGAGUACGUGGCCCAUCUUUAUUUCUUGACACCUGUAUAACCUAAAAACCUCCCCCCUCUAAAUCCCCGUAAAGCAUUCACUUUUUGAGAAAAAGUAGGAAGUUAAUUUCUUUUUUAGUUAAACAGUUGUGUAAGGGAUUGCAGUUCUACCUUUCAAGGUUGUCAGAUAAGAGAACUGGAUUUUUGCACCCCCAUUGAAGCUGAAGCGUAAUGGUGCUCUUAUUGGAAUUGAUCUAGCCCUCGGCAGAGGAUUCAAGCAUAUUAUCCUGGAAGGUGAUUCUAUUACUAUGAUUAACAUUCUAAAGUUCACAAAGACAUUGUAUCCUUGGCGCAUAAAAGACACACCAUCUCCAGGAUCAUGGUACAUUUGAUUUUCUUUAGCUCAACUGAAUUUA
This is a messenger RNA of Papaver somniferum (opium poppy), 2067 nucleotides long. RefSeq names its product F-box protein CPR1-like. Gene Ontology annotation, molecular function: protein binding. NCBI's taxonomy places the organism in Eukaryota, Viridiplantae, Streptophyta, Magnoliopsida, Ranunculales, Papaveraceae. The record is from RefSeq and is a predicted model, not a curated record. The transcript has 3 exons. The coding region runs from base 183 to 1187 and encodes 334 amino acids.